Messenger RNA from Antrostomus carolinensis (chuck-will's-widow), 2301 nucleotides. RefSeq names its product EvC ciliary complex subunit 1 (gene EVC). Lineage: Eukaryota; Metazoa; Chordata; Aves; Caprimulgiformes; Caprimulgidae. The coding region runs from base 1 to 2268 and encodes 755 amino acids. The transcript has 16 exons. Gene Ontology annotation, cellular component: ciliary membrane; plasma membrane protein complex. Gene Ontology annotation, biological process: smoothened signaling pathway. The record is from RefSeq and is a predicted model, not a curated record.
AUGUUUAUUCAGAUUCUCAAAAUAUACCUCACUGACUUUUGUCAUAAAAAGAAACUUACGGAUGAUUUGUUCAAGAAGAUCCUUUUAAUUCAAGAAAAUGAUUUUGAAGAACUGCAGAAACAACUUGACUCUAGACUCCAGAAUAUUGAGAUGUCAGGAGCCCAUAACUCAGAGUACCAGACUCUAGAAGACUUAGAAAGGAAAGAGAGAGAAUAUUCUGAGCACAUAACAGAUAAUAUGGAAGCUUUCUGGAAGCAGACUGACAAAGCCCAGCAGGCUUUUUUGGACCAAUCAAAAUGCUCAGGUGCCAAAGCAACAAAGAUAAUGAUGGAUCUGACUGAGAAGAUGAUUGCAGUAGAAAGCUUAUUAAGUGAAUUUCAAGAUUUGCAGGCAAUGGACAUUCAGGAAAGGUUAUUCAAUUGGGAGCUUAUGGUAAAAAUGAUUGAUUCACUGAAGUCCUAUAUACCAGAAGAGUGCAAGUGUAGAUUAAAUAUUGUAUCAAAUAUUCUGGACCAUUUAACUGUCAAGAAUAAUCUCUCAGUCCGACAAAAAGAAGAACUUUUAACAGAUCUGCACAAGGCCUUCUGGGAACAGCUGGCAUAUCUCAGUAGUGAAUGUAUCCAGCAAAGUAAAGAUAUGAUCUUGAAACGACUGGAGUGCCGUGCAAAGAAGAGAGAAGAGUUCAAACACAGACAGAAAGCUGAACAAGGGAGUCUCCUCAAUAAAAUUUUUCUUAUUGAAGAUGUUAAUGAUUUUCUUAAGGCUUACCAUGAGUUGUUAGAGAAGCAUCGGCAAGAACAGUGGGCACUGGAGGAGGAGGAUGACUGCGAGAGCACAGAGGCUGUUGCAGAUCUCUACCAGGAGCUGCACUCUAAAGCUUCCCAUGCUUUAGCAGAGUUGGUGACUAAGCUCUUUCUUCAGAACCUGCCUGUUGUGACCGGCCUCUCUGUAAGAGAAUGUGAGCUUCUGAAAGAGGAAUGGCAGGAGAAUUUGGUCCCUCAGCUGGAGAAAUGGGAGACCCACCGCCAGAGACACUGGAAACUUUUCCAGGAACAGCUAUUGCAAGAAAAAAAACUGUGGAUAAAGGAAUAUGCUCUGUCUGCUGUGAUGCAAAAGCACCUGUCUGAGAAACAAGAGAAGAUAAUUCAAGGUGUUGUAAGCAGACUAGGAUGCCUCAGUGAUGAGUCUGUUAACUAUAUAUUGCAAAAACACCGACUUCUGCUGUGUUCAGUACUCGCAAGGUUAAGCCUUCGAAGACUUGGAAUGGCAGCCCUGGCCCGCAUGAGACUGUCCAGAAAGAAGAGCUUGCUUCAGGAACUGAGAGAGCAACAUACCCUGCAGAAGGGAUCCUUCCCCUGCCAAGAUGAGGACCAGUGGCAGUUACAGAAGGCAGUGGAGUCCCACAUUCUAGAAGAAGAGGAGAAGCUUGAGGAAGAAAUGCAGCAAACCCAGUUAGAAUUUCACCAGCAGCUAGUCACAGAAAUUCAAGAAGCUCUUCAGUUUCUUCAGCAGCACAUGGAGCAGGUGAUUGGACGGACACUGCUGCAGCAUGCUCGACAGGAAGCUGGAAAAAAGAGUUCCGAUGAUGGACAGGACUUCAAGGAGAAACUGGUGGAAGCUGCUGUAGAAAGUGUGUAUGGGACCAGCAAUAAUAUCAACAGACUGGUGCAAAACUACUACCAGCAAUUAGGAAAAAUCACGGAAAGCUAUGAAGGGAAAAAGCUUCAACAAUUGAAAUCCUUACAAGCAGAAAGAGGUGAAAGGAACAGACUUAGAAAGAAACAAGAAAAUGAACUGGCAUUGAAAGAAAAGCAGACCAAAGGCCUCCUGAACAUAUCAUCCGCAGUCCAUCAAAGGAUGGUGCUGCAGCAAAAUAAGGUUUUGUCUCAGUUUGAACUGCAGCAGCAAAUUCGUCUGGAGUCUCUGAAACAAAAGCUGCUGGGAUUGCAUCACCUAGAAACUGAGUUGGAGAAUCAGCUAAAGGAAGCAGAGCAGGACUUUGUGAGUGAGUUGGCUGCGCUGGCCCGAGUUCCAGUGGUGGUGAAGAAGCCUUCAAAAAGGAGCAAGUUGGCAGGGGAAAAAACAAGCUCAAAAAUAAAGACCUUUCGGUCAUCAGAAUCAGAAGACAAAGAUAAUUCUCAUGAAAAUAUUCAGGAGCCCCCUGGACUGACUUCUGGCUUAUGCAGAGACAGGUUACAGAGUCCACAUGAAGGGGAGACUGAACCAAGGAAAAACUCAAAGAUGCUAAAAAAACGGGGCAACAGGUAGUAAAAGCAUUUAUAUGAACUGUCUGAACACAGA